AGCGGGGGCGUGGUCAAGCGCCCGUCCGGGAGAGAGAAGCGGUAAGGGCGCUCACACCUGGGCCAAAUUAUGUCUAACACCUGUCUCUAAUUGCAGUAGAGUGAGGAGAGCGGUUAAAAAUGCCAGCAGCCACAGAGGAGGGGAGAGAAACUGACAACGAACUCAGCGUUCGACUAGAUGGAAAUUGUGGAUACCAAAAAGAUUGUGUGAAUAUUGUGGGCACUAAAAAAAAGGGGAAUUAAAAGACGCACCUUGCCUUGAAGUCUUGCUUCCUGUCGUCUUUGUUCUAUCAGCGUUACACUGGUGCCGAAACCCGGGAUAUUAUUUGGAACACCUGCCUUCCAAAGGAUGGAACAGAAUCGCCCCGUAGAGUCCUCCCAGCUGGCGGAAGUCCUCCAGUCCCUCGCGACACUCCAUCAAAGCCACCAACAAUCCCUGCUUGAGCUCCGGCAAGACCAGGAUCGGCGCUUCUUCGAGAUCAUGCGGGCUCAAGCAGAGGACCGGCACGCCAUCCGGAGCCUCCUCAGCCAGGAGGCCGCUCCAGCCGCAGCCGCGACCCCGGACACCCGCGCCACCUUGCCCCCACCCGCGUUACAGAAGAUGGGGCCGGCAGAUGAUACAGAGGCGUUUAUCGACCUGUUUGAAAGAACGGCGGAGAUUUGGGGGUGGCCCCAAGACCAGUGGGCAGCCCGCCUAGUCCCUCUCCUGUCCGGGGAAGCGCAACUCGCGGCACAACAACUGCCGGCAUCAAGCCUCCUGGCUUACCCCGACCUGAAGAAAGCCAUCCUGCAACGGGUUGGUCGGAGCCCGGAAGAAAGUCGCCAGCUCUUCCGGGCCUUGAAGCUUGAUAAGUCCGACCGCCCGUUUGCAUUCGCCCAGCGGCUCCGUGAUGCUUGUCGGAGGUGGCUGCUCUCGAGGGACCGCGGCGUCGAGGAACUAAUCGACCAGGUGGUACUGGAGCAGUUUGUUCAGCGUUUGCCCCGGAAGACGGCCGAGUGGGUCCAGUGCCACCGCCCGGCGUCGCUGGAGGAAGCCGUCCGACUCGCGGAGGACCACAUGGCGGCGAUCCCUAGGGCGGAUGAGCCCUCUCUGUCUGUCUCCCCUUCCCCUGUGUCUUCCCCUGUUUUUUUCCCUCCCCUCUUCCCUCUCGCUCUGCUCUCUCCCCAGGGUCCGUUCCUGCCCCCCGCAGGCGCGGAGCGUUUGCGCGCCCAGCUCCCCGGCCUUGGGAACACCCGCCAAGCCCUUCCCCAUCCUUCAGCCGCUCUCCUCCUCAGGUGGGGGCACCCGCCAGCACGGGUGCGGCCGCAGCGCCUGGGCCGGUCUGCUGGAGGUGCGGAGACCCGGACCACUUCCGGGAUCAGUGCCCGCUGAUGGAAAUAGGGGCGGUGGUACGGGUCUCCGAUGUUCCACAGGCUGCCCCCGAUCGGGCUGGAGCGUACCGGAUUCCGUAGAGUGAGGAGAGCGGUUAAAAAUGCCAGCAGCCACAGAGGAGGGGAGAGAAACUGACAACGAACUCAGCGUUCGACUAGAU
Messenger RNA from Xyrauchen texanus (razorback sucker), 1531 nucleotides. RefSeq names its product zinc finger protein 445-like. Bases 349 to 1371 code for a protein of 340 amino acids. Lineage: Eukaryota; Metazoa; Chordata; Actinopteri; Cypriniformes; Catostomidae. The record is from RefSeq and is a predicted model, not a curated record. The transcript is spliced from 2 exons.